Molecule: messenger RNA, 5996 nt
Organism: Symphalangus syndactylus (siamang)
Lineage: Eukaryota; Metazoa; Chordata; Mammalia; Primates; Hylobatidae
Gene: RNF24
Product: ring finger protein 24
Biological process (GO): proteasome-mediated ubiquitin-dependent protein catabolic process
Cellular component (GO): endomembrane system
Molecular function (GO): zinc ion binding; ubiquitin protein ligase activity
Source: RefSeq, a predicted model, not a curated record
CCCCGCCGGGCCCGCCCCUCGCGAGGGGCCGCCGCGCGUAGUCAGCCGCCGCCACCUCCGCCGCGCUCUGUCCGGACAGACGCUCGCCGCCCGCAGCCUGCCGCCCGCCACAGGGCGCUGACGGUCCCGCUGGUCUCCCGCUGCCGCCGGCACGCCCGAGGCUGCCUUAACAACGUGCCAUAAACUGGGUGGCUUAAAACAACAGAAAAUCUAUUGUCUCACAAUUCUGGGGUUUAGAAGUCUGAAAUCAAGAUGUUGGUGGCUGGGCACAGUGGCUCACACCUGUAAUCCCAACAUUUUGGGAAGCCAAGAACUUCCAGCACUAUGUUGAAUAAGAGUGGUGAGAGCAGAUAUCCUGCCUUGUUCCCGGUCUUAGGGGGUUCACCCAUGAGCUCGGAUUUCCCACAUUACAACUUCAGGAUGCCUAAUAUUGGAUUCCAGAAUCUGCCUCUCAACAUAUAUAUUGUGGUUUUUGGUACUGCUAUAUUUGUCUUCAUCCUUAGUUUACUCUUCUGUUGCUACUUGAUUAGGCUAAGACAUCAAGCACACAAAGAAUUUUAUGCCUACAAACAGGUCAUAUUAAAAGAGAAAGUAAAAGAAUUGAAUUUACAUGAGCUCUGUGCAGUGUGCCUAGAAGACUUCAAGCCUCGAGAUGAGUUGGGGAUUUGUCCAUGUAAGCACGCCUUCCACAGAAAGUGCCUUAUUAAGUGGCUGGAGGUUCGUAAAGUGUGUCCCCUGUGCAACAUGCCGGUUCUACAGCUGGCCCAGUUGCACAGUAAGCAGGACCGUGGACCCCCUCAGGGGCCCCUUCCCGGGGCAGAGAACAUUGUAUAGCUUACCGCAAGGAUCAGACUGUUACUGGACACGACGUCUGUGUGGAGCCAGGAGGAACACAAGUGGUGUCUGUAUUGGCUGCUCUCUACCUAGGUCACCAGCUGCCACUUCUUUUGCCUCAUGAAGAACUCUUGGGCCAGCCAAGCUGGGAACCUAGGUGUCUGGGUCUUGUGACAACCAAAGCACUUUGACGCUACCCCCUGCCGAGAGAAGAGGAGUGGAUGAGCCUGCGGGUUUGCCUCAAGAAACUUCAUGAGGGUCUCUUAUUAACUCCAUUACACUCUCUCCUGGAGCCUCAUCUCCAUGUCAAGCAGGAGGGUAAAGAAGGGAACUAAGAGCAGGUCUUUAAAGCCACACCCCCACCUGCGGAUGGAUGGGUUUCUAUGUAGGCCAUGCAGGCCUUUGUAGCAGCAAACCCUCCCAACAGCCCUUGAGCCAAGUAAAACCAGCACAACCAGCCACCACUGGUUGGUGAGGCAGUGCCCACAAGGCUCAUGUUAUAUUCCUUUGAUAAGGCCAUCUUGGCUUUGAGUAGCAGUGUCCCUCGCCACCCAUUUCCCCCUCAGGAUUACAACACCUGCUAUCAAAUCAUCUAAGCUGAAAACAUUAGAUGCGCUUGGAAAGGCCUAGUCAGAAGCCAUUUCCUCUUAUCAUUUCCCUCUCCUAUGCACCAGUGAGGCCCAUCCAGAGUCCCAGCAGGGGGUGGGCCCUGAGUCCACACUGUCCCUGAAUGAUCCAGGAGGCUGCCCACAUCCCCACAUGUGCACUGUGGUUCCAGUGUAGCUGCUGUGGGCCCACUGCCACUGCCUCAGGAGGGAGCCACUGUGAACCCCUUGAGUGGCUCCAAAGAGCAGUGGCUUUCUGAGAAUGGCCCAUACUCCUGGCCCAGCUGGAUGAAAGGAAUGCCGACCCUUUGGCCUCUCCCCCUCCUCCUUCCAUCUCUUCUCUCUCUUGCCCUCUCUUUCUACUUCGGAAAAAAAAAAAAAAAAGCCUGUCAUUCACUUUUUAACACUUUAUCCCAAAUAAGAUCCCUGUGUAAUUCUGAAGCUGGUGAUCCACUUAGAAUUGUAAAUAGUUUCAGGAAGCUCCUGCAGGGCUGUCCACCGAUGGUGUGUGCCUCAGUAUUUGGACUUCCGAAACUGAAAGUGAAAGUGUCUUUAUAGGAGAGAAACGCAUGCUGCUCUUUGGCUCUUUCUGUCCAACUUUUCUACAAAUGACUCAGAGUCCAUUAGGAUUUGUGAAUAUUGUAUAAAUUAGCUAUGGAAAGUAGCAGGUCAGAUGGAAAAUUCUUUUCCACAGCCCUGCUCUCCGCCUCCCUCCAUCUUAGGAGCACCUGCCUCAAUUCCUCGUCAACCGCUUUGCUCCACUCCAUCCCACAGGUGUGAGUGGAGGAAGUUUUUCAUUAGGAAUACAGUCUGCGUGACAUGGAGAAUGGAUGGAGGGAGCUUUGCUACUCUGCUCUUGGCAUGACUCCAGGAUUUUUUUCUGGAAUCCAACCUCUGUCCUCUUAGGAGAGGGAACCUGUCCAUGGUUCAGAUGGCUGGGGUCAGAUGAGGAGGAAAAUUUCCAUUAGUGUAGAAAAUUGCUGGACAGAAUCCAGUUUGGAAAAUUACAAAUCCAUUGGUCAAAAUAGGCCACUUCCUAUGUGUGACCUAUUCGUGGUAUGCCAACUGGACUGCUUCCUAAACAGGACAAGGAAAGUGAGGAAUAUUUUUGUAUGAAAGCCUUAGCCUGUCUGGCACCCAUGACAAAAACUAUUUAUGCACUCCUACUUUCACCGUCUUUUUGCAUUCUCUAUUUGUAGCACAACAGAGUUGAAUGCCACAAAACACCCCGUUUAUAGUGAACUGUUUUCAGUGACCAAUGUUAGAAGGAGGCUUGCUUCUGGACUAGCCUAAUUGCCAGCAGCCACCAUUUUCCAUGGAAUGGCCUUGGGACGGGUGUCACCUCUCUGUUAUGGGGCUCUAAUAGGAAAGAGAAUAUUUUUUCCCUUCCUAUGAUCAAUACUGCAAAUUAUUGCUGCUCACAGCUUUUAUAGAAUUCUCCCAACUGAAAGUUGCAGCCUUUUUCUGUCCUUGUGCAUCAGUACUCACAAAAGACAGCCUCACCAAGUCUGUGUAUUUGAACAGAGGCAAGUUAAUUGAUCCCUCCGUGUCAGAGCCACAGGCUUGUUGAGGGGGUUGAUACAUAGCACUGGACCAGUGCUCAAAGCCCAGUUAGUUCCAGCCGUGAGGAGUGCACAAGAAUGCUCUGCACUCUGCACUUGGCACCAUCUUGGGUCUGCUUUGCCCAGAUGAGGGACCACUAACAACCUUCUCAGCACAUGUGAAUGUGGAGUGAUUUUAAAAUGCAUUCAUUCUGCUAGGAUUGGGCUGGAAGCUGGAAGAGUGAGAGUACUUUUUCUGCUCGUAGUCGUCUCCCUUUCUCAGCGUGACGUCCUCCUGCAGCAAGCCUAGUAUCACUAGCAGUAGUUCCUGCAACUCUUAGCAACACAACCCAAAUAUUUGCUCCCUGCAUCUGGGUCCUCCACCAGGAUGGGCCUGUGCAUCUGCAUUGCUGUACAGACAAAUAGGCCUUUUAAUUUACAUCCUCCUUUAAUUCUCAUUAAAAUCGCAGGGUUUUUUGUUUGAAAGACAAUCCUUUUUUUUUUUUUUUAAAGAAUGAGUUAGGGACCCCUUUAUACUCUCUUGGCUCAGACUCGAACCCCAUGGUAAAGUCACCCUUUCCGCAUCUAUCUUCAGGAGUUGCUGGGACUUGUUACUGUGUCGAUGCGUGGGGAUUCUGGUCUGCUCUUGGACCACUGGCUGGUAUCCUUUGUGUGUUUCUUAAGCAGCUCAAAGAUAGAAUGUUGCUGGUCUGCUAUGAGUUAGUGGAGCAUAACUCAGCCCCAACUGGACUCCAUGGGUGGCUGAAUCAUUAGUAGUUGCUAGGGGGACAACUGAAUUCAGCUGGCUUCAGAAACAGGGAACAAAACCAGCCUGACUUGAUUCCUGGUUGGGUCAGUAUCAGACACUAGGAAGUUGACAUCUGCUGCUUUUCUUUGCCACGUGUGAUUUGGUUAGGCCUGUCCCUGGCAGAUAAGGUCCUUGAAGCCUGUGCUUGCCUAGCCAGGGAAGGCAGGACAGAAAUGGCCAAAUAGGGGCAGGUGGCCUCUGGGAAGGUCUGAGCUGAGGGAUACAGGGGACCUCCCACCAUUGCCGGAUACCCUGUUCUUGACAAGAAGAUCCUUUUCCCCAGUGCCAAGUCCUUUGGAUCCAUCAGAGGAAUAGCCUUAGGCCUUGUCCUUUUUCACAACCCCACUUCAAAAUCAUGUCAUCUCCGUGGCCUGAUCCCGCUCUAAGCUACUUUGAACAACUAGGAAUUAUUUUUCUGAGAGGCUUUUUGGGAAUUAUGAAAUACAUCCAGGGCGGUAUCCCCAGAGCUCUAGGUAGAGAGUGAUGGAAUCGCCUCUUGCCACUCACUAGCCUCAGGCCUUUCUGCAGGUUAGCCUCUCAGUCUCUUUCCUUAUCUACCACCCAGGGAUUGUAAUAACGUCCCUGGCACCUCUUAUGAGGGUUAGCUGGUGCCCAGAGCCUAGUGGGCAGCAGGCCUGGUGUCAUGGGGACUGCUGAUACCACAUAACAUCAUCUGGGUUACAUGGGCUCCUCUGCCAUCAUGAUAGGAAUAGAACCUCAGCCAAAAAGCCUCCUGAGCUGUAGGGGCUUUCCCUGAGGCCCAGGUUCACCUGGUCCCUUUCUUCCUUGGUCAUCUCUGCCUUUGCCCACAGUGAACUCUGACUUGGUUGUUCAGUGCUGAAUAUUUCUUUCUUAAUGUUUUGAAUAGGUAAUCUAUUCACGUGGUUCACAAAUCAUAAAGUAGUUAAAAGCCUUUCUUGAGUUCCUGAAGCCCAGCAAGCUCAGCUCCUCACUCCAUGAGUACCUACUAUUGGUUUGUUCCUUGAGUAGAGUAUCCUUCCAGAGAUCAUUUAUGCAUGUACACACGUGUAUGUGUGUAUAUAAUUUUUCUCCUUUUCUACUCAUGUGAUACCAGACAAGUGUAUUCAAAGAACGCUCCUACUAAUGUGGGAAGAGCCAUCCUAGAAAUCAGAAUACAAAAUGUGAACCCAGAAUUGGGGGAAGUUUUGCAAUCACACUCCUGUUGAGUAAGACAUAUUUUCAUUUUAUUGCAACAUACUGAAAUUUUAGUUUUCUGUAUAAAUCAGAAUCUGCAGUCCCUCCCUUACCCCAAAUGCCCAGCUAAUCCAAGAGCAUGACCAGAUUUUUCUGAUUGACUUUCUAUCUGCGACAGGAUGCUCAAGAUCAGGCUCUGUAGCUGACAGCAGUGGCACAGGCCUCUCCCAGCUCUGAGCAGCCUCUGCAGGUGCCUGGACAGCUGCUGGCCCCUCCCCCACCUUGGCCAGUUCCAAGUGAGGACCAGUGGUGAUGUGUAGCUACAACUGUUGUGGUCUCUUAGGCAAGCUCUUGUGUCUCUGAUGCAGGAGUUUUAGCAGCAGCAACUGAAGGCUUCUAUUUUGUGGGGCAGACAUCUUAGCUACUGAGCAAGUGCACAGUGAGUCUCAUGUUUAACUGUGGAUAUGCCUGAAUGUCCAGUGUCAGUUCAUGGAGCUACUCCCUUUCCCUCCCAACUUUUCAUUGUUGUUGAGACAGGGUCUUUUUGUCACCCAGGCUGGAGUGCAGUGGCACCAUUGUAGCUCACUGCAGCCUCAACUUCCUGGGCUCAAGUGAUCCUCCUGUCUCAGUCUGUAGCUGGGUCUACAGGUGCACACCAGCACACCUGGCUAAUUUUCAUAUUUUUUGUAGAGACAGGUCUCAACUCACUAUGUUGCCCAGGCUGGCCUCUUCACUCUAUGCACACACUUUGAAAAGAAAAUGCUUCCGGUCGGGCACGGUGGCUCACGCCUGUAAUCGCAACAUCCCAGCACUUUGGGAGGCCGAGGCAGGUGGAUCACCUGAGGCCAGGAGUUCAAGACCAGCCUGACCAAUAUGGUGAAACCCCCUAUUAAAAAUACAAAAAUUUGCCGGGCGUAGUGAUGCGUGCCUGUAAUCCCAGCCACUCAGGAGGCUGAGACAGGAGAAUUGAUUGAACCCGGGAGGCAGAGGUUGCAGUGAGCCAAGAUCCCUACUGCACUCCAGCCUGGGCGACAGAGCGAGACUCCGUCUCAA